AUGUCUGCUGGAGGAGAGAAGUCCAAGUCUGCUUCCCAGACCGACGGGAAGGCCGCUCACAACAAGAUGUCCGAUAUGGGCUCCUACAAGAUGUGCGUGUACGACCAGGAGAACUUCCAGGGUCGCUGCAUCGAGAUCAACGGCGAGUGUAUGAACGUGUGCGACAUGGGAAUGGACAGAGUUCGCUCCCUGCGCGUCAACUGUGGCCCCUUCGUGGGUUAUGAGCAGAUGAACUUCUGCGGAGAGAUGUUCAUCCUGGAGAAGGGAGAGUACCCCCGUUGGGACUCCUGGAGCAACUGCCAGAAGAACGACUACCUGCUGUCCUUCAGGCCCGUCCGCAUGGACCCCGAGAAGCACAAGAUCUGCCUGUAUGAGGUCGGACAGUUCAAGGGCCGUAAGAUGGAGAUCAUGGACGAUGAUGUCCCCAGCCUGUACUCCUACGGUUUCACCGAUAGGGUUGGCAGCAUCAUGGUCAGCUGUGGAACCUGGGUGGGUUACCAGUUCCCCGGCUACCGUGGCAGCCAGUACCUGCUGGAGAAGGGCGAGUACAGGCAUUUCAAUGAGUUUGGCGCCCGCUGCCCCCAGAUGCAGUCCAUCAGGCGUAUCCGUGACAUGCAGUGGCACCCCCAUGGCUGCUACACCAUGUCCUCCAAGUGAAACGCAGUGAAGGCGAAGAAGAGAGGGAUCGGAGGAGAGACAGGGGCCAAGAGCGAGCAAAGAGACGGAGGGGGAGGCGGUGGAGGGAGGGCCAAGAAGGAGAGGAGGAAGGAGAGGGUGUAAUGUUUUCUCCUCUGACCAAAAGUCCCUUGUCGCUUUGAAUACAGAAUGAAGGGAAUACGGCAUGUUGUUAUUUUUCGCUGAUGGAACAAUGUAACCUAGCAAGCAACGAAAAAGUUAUUCAAAGUGGAGGAGGAGAUAAUUACACUGCCCUUCGUGACUGAAUCUGAUAAUAAAA
Messenger RNA from Trematomus bernacchii (emerald rockcod), 955 nucleotides. RefSeq names its product crystallin, beta B1, like 2 (gene crybb1l2). Bases 1 to 657 code for a protein of 218 amino acids. The record is from RefSeq and is a predicted model, not a curated record. Gene Ontology annotation, biological process: visual perception; lens development in camera-type eye. Lineage: Eukaryota; Metazoa; Chordata; Actinopteri; Perciformes; Nototheniidae. Gene Ontology annotation, molecular function: structural constituent of eye lens. The transcript has 5 exons.